Exophiala viscosa is the source of this 1173-nucleotide messenger RNA. RefSeq lists its product as uncharacterized. Bases 162 to 1085 code for a protein of 307 amino acids. Lineage: Eukaryota; Fungi; Ascomycota; Eurotiomycetes; Chaetothyriales; Herpotrichiellaceae. The record is from RefSeq and is a predicted model, not a curated record. The transcript is spliced from 5 exons.
GGAUACGAGUACCGGCCAUCGCCGAUGACGAGGCCUGCCAUUAAGGAAGCUGCAGUCCGGCUAUUGUGUAGCCAGUUCAAAGUAUCAUAUCGAAAUAGUUCUGAGGCUGGAGACUGUGCGACAUAGGCUGAAAGGUAUGACCAUGGGAACAUCGUUCUAUCAUGGCAUCCAUUAAGCUUCUGGCGCCGUCGACCCCAGAAGCGCAGCGUCAGACAAUCGCACCCACUGCCCUCUAUGGGGCCUCGGGGCCCGUCGGACUGCGUAUCGCUACUGGCGGUGCAGGACAAUCAGGGCUCCUGCAAAAGCUGGCUGAAGAAUUCAUGACAGCUCAUACGUGGCGUCUUUCAUGUCCAUCGUUUCGAAUAGCGUGGAUAGCCACAGACACAUCAUUGAGCUUCAACGCCCUUGCGACAGGAGCGGCGGAUCUGAGUAUCACGUACCACCCCUAUGCUGAGGCAAUCGCAGUUCGACAAGGCAUUGCCACGAAAUCCGUGUACGCAUGGAAAGAUCAUUUCAUGCUUGUUGGACCGAGAUCGAAUCCUGCGAAUCUACCUACAGACCAAACGUCGACCAUCUACGAACUGUUUGCUUUGCUAUUCCAGGGCGCUGUAGAGACGUCCACUUCUCCGGAUCCGGUCAGGUUUCUUUCCAGAUACGACAAGUCGGCCAACAAUAUCCGCGAGUCACAUAUCUGGACUGUGAUCGGACAGACACCGUGGUCUCAUCCAUACUCGUCCUGGUAUCACCGAUACAUCGACUUUCCCUUUGGAGCGUUAAGGGCUGCAAGUCGACUUGGAGAGUACACACUGGUUGAUCGCGGGACCUGGUAUGCGAUCGAAGACGACGUCAGGAAGAACAUGAUUGUUUUUAAAGAGUCCUUGGACGAUGACUCUCUCCGUAAUCCAGCACAUGCCCUGGUUGGAUCACUAGCACGAGAUCAGGACCUGGCAGAAGCGUUUGUUGAAUGGCUAAGUCAGGACGACGGUGGUCAAAAGGUCGUCAAGGAAUUUGCGGUCAAUGGUACGAUCCUAUACGCGCCAGUGUCGAGAGACAGUAUGCGCUUCAUGACGAUGAACGUUCAGUGAAAGUGGUAGACCACCAAAGACCUUGGUCCGCACAUGGCCAAGCAAAAGUACACAUCCCAGGACAUGGAUGCAACCUUGUACCUUGGAU